AUGGCUUGUUAUUAUACAAUUUUCUUUACUAUUGGAAUAAUUUGUUUGCUAAUUUGUGCAACAAAUGCUGCUGAUGAGAACAUCGAAAAUCUUGACCUUUCAUUACUUCGAAAGUUACUUGAAAAGCGUAUGCCUUGUGAAAUACGAGAUCCAAUCACUUAUGAAUGUAAAACACGGGGACCACGAAGUUCAUUUAAACGCCAUUUGAACAACGAAGUGCAUGAUAUAGACAGUGUUCGACGACGAAAAAAACGUCUUCCAUGUGAAGUACGAGAUCCAUGGACAGGUGAAUGUCGUGUACCUGGUCCACGGAGUCCAUUCAAAUGA
Molecule: messenger RNA, 327 nt
Organism: Rotaria sp. Silwood1
Lineage: Eukaryota; Metazoa; Rotifera; Eurotatoria; Philodinida; Philodinidae
Source: the annotation of a GenBank genome assembly